Messenger RNA from Saccostrea echinata, 2704 nucleotides. Its product is annotated as golgin subfamily A member 6-like protein 22. The transcript has 4 exons. Bases 1 to 1968 code for a protein of 655 amino acids. NCBI's taxonomy places the organism in Eukaryota, Metazoa, Mollusca, Bivalvia, Ostreida, Ostreidae. The record is from RefSeq and is a predicted model, not a curated record.
AUGUGCCUCUCUUGUCUGACAGAGAUUCAGAGAAGACGUUCCAGUGAAGAACCUUCUGAGGUCAUCUGGAAAUCUACGAAGGACUCCGGAAUUCCAGCUACAGAGGAGGAAAGCCAGGAGAAUGACGAGAUUCCUCGGGAGCUGAAGGGAGCAGAGAAGUGGAAGACGGUAAAGAUCCAAGAUCCCAGCACUCCCUCCAAAGCUUCUGUGUUUCUAGGAGAGGCAUCGGAACCUAUUAAAGACUUGGACAUUUCUAGAGAAUCAGAAGAGGGUAUAUUACUACCAGAAGGAUCAUCAAUAGAAAAGGAAGAGCAACCAAGCUCAACAGUUCAGAGCCAAUCUGAAGAAAAUAAACAAGGAGAAGAUGAUGCAGUUAGCGCUGGUCAAAGUAAUGAAGAAACCACAACAGAAAGGCAACCACAGGGGAAGAAUAUGGAAGAAAGCCUAGAGGAGAAUGAACAGUCGUUUUCAGAAGAUACUCCAGAUGUGGUAACUGAAAAUGUUGAUGGCAGCAAUGAGAAGACAGAGACCGAUAUUGUGAAACAGGAAAUGGAUACACCUGAGUCAGAGAUAAUGAGUAAAACAGAAAUAUUGACUGAACAAGCUUCUCAGUCUUUGGGAAGUUCUGAUUCAAAAGAAGGAGAUGGAGUUGUCGGUAAUCAGGAAAUGACAAAAAUUAAAUUGGAAAUAAUGUCUCCAAAGACAGACACAGUAGAAGACUCCAUACAGCAAGAGAAAGAAAUAAAACAAGAAAUUUUGUCCCCAGACAAGGAUUCUACAACAGAUUCUGUACAGAAAGAGACAAACUCUAGCUGGUCAGGGGAGUUUACACCUAGAGAAGCUGUGACUGACUUAUCAGAAGGAGACAAAGAGAAUGAAACUCUGACUGAAACAACAGAGGAACCAACCGAGAAGGUGGAUUUUCCUGUAUCAAAAGAGGCAGAGCAUGAGAAAGAUUCAUCAAAGCCUGGAGAAAUGGAAGGAGAGCCAUUAGAGGAGGAAAAAACACAAAACCAAGAGGGUGAAGAUGCUGAAGAGGAUUUGGAAAUGGAGGGAGAACCUGUGGGUCAGAUGAAGGAAACAAAUGUCCAGGAUGAAGAAGCUUCAGAUGAUGUCAGUGAAGAAAAAGCUAAAGAAGAAAGCAGUGAGGAAACACUCAUCUCUGAAUCACGUGAAGAAAGCAAGAAAGAAGAUGAUUCAGAAAUGAAGGUCAGAGAGGUAGAAACCAUAGAAACUGAUGAAGAGAAAAAGAAAGAGGAAGGAUUAGUGGAGUCUGGGGAUGUGGAGACAAGAUUAGAAGAGAAGACAAGAGAAACUGAAUACCAAAGUGAAAUGGAGCAACAACAGGAGACUGAGGAGGGAGGAAAAUCUAUGCAAUGUGAAAAUAAGACAAGAGAAGAGGAGAUGGAGGUGCAAUCCCAUCUGACAGGGAACAAGUCAUCUGCUGACGGAGGUGCUAAAAGAACCUCAAGCUCACGUGAUGGCAGAGAUAAGAGGGAAAUCGAGGGAAAGGAUAGCGGACCAGCUGAGGGUGGAGAAAGUCAACGCAGUAGUGAGAGCACAGACAGAGGUAGAGGAAGUCACCAAAGAAGUUCUCCAGAGGAUGAAAGGAGAUCAGAUGAUGUUGGUCGCCAUAGUAGCCAUCACCAUGGCAACAGAUCACACGGAAAUCGAGAUCACAGAUCCCCUAACUAUAAUCAGUAUGAUCGACCUCAAGAGGACAGAAGCUGGUCAAGACAUGACAGGCAUUCUCACGGAGACAGAGACAAGCAUCAUGGCCAGAACAGACAUUACCAUGACAACAGACAUCAGUAUGACAGAAAUCGCUAUGAUGACGGGAGACAUGGACAUCACGACAACAGACAUGGUUACCAUGACAACAGGCAUGGUUUCCAUGACAACCGAUCCUCGAGAGGUCAUUGGAGAGGUCAUGGAGGGUACAGGGGUGGAUAUAGAGAUUACAGAUAGUUUAUGCCAGAGUAUGACCCAAGAUCUGAGACAGGAUAUAGGAUUAUACACCGGUAUAUAGUUUAUAACAGAGAAUGACUAAAAUUGUAGACAUGGUUCCAUGAUUUUUAUAUGAGUAUGGUAAAAAAAAUGAGACUAGUUCUUUCUGACGGUUUUACUGCUAGUACAGUAAAAAUUGGAUAUGCUCUGAUGUUAUAUAUUCAAGUGUUAAAAGUUUAUUCCCAGUUGAUGAAGUGUACAUGUUUUUCAAAUUUGGGAAAAAGUGUAGUUUAACCUUAUUAUUUUGACAAUUUUAUUCUUUUGUAAAAACUGGAAAAAAAAAUUACCAUAUAUAGAACAUAUAAUGACCUUCCCCUUCAAUUUUCUGAGACAUUUCUUUUUAUGAGUCAAACUAUAAUACUGCAUCCUCCAAAGCUGGCUGUAUUUGCUGUAUGAAGUUUCCAAUGCUUAUUAUAUUUACUAAAAGAAGGUAGGCUAUGGAGAGCAGAAUAAUGAUUUUGUACAUGUUAUUAAAUCAUGAAACUAUAUAAGAAAUAGUUGGGCCUUAGACUGUGUAAAUGUCAUUCUAUUCAACGUAUUUUGUAAAUCAUAUUAAUCAGAUUAUAGACAACCUUCUAAAUGAAUUAGCCACAAUUUUUUCACCUGUUUCAGUAACAAUUUCAAAGAAGCUUCACAUUGUUUCAUGAAAUACAUGUGUAAAAUGAAUAUUCAAUAAACAAUGAAAUUACCAAAGUAA